Carassius auratus (goldfish) is the source of this 609-nucleotide messenger RNA. Its product is annotated as histone H3-like. Gene Ontology annotation, cellular component: nucleosome. Gene Ontology annotation, molecular function: DNA binding; protein heterodimerization activity; structural constituent of chromatin. The transcript has a single exon. The record is from RefSeq and is a predicted model, not a curated record. NCBI's taxonomy places the organism in Eukaryota, Metazoa, Chordata, Actinopteri, Cypriniformes, Cyprinidae. The coding region runs from base 146 to 556 and encodes 136 amino acids.
GACUUCACACCUCAGCCAAUCACGAGUGUCUGCCCCUUUAUGACACCACAGGCUCGUGGUCGUAUGAUGCUUUAAAACCAGACGCGCAACCCAAAGUAGCAGUUUCUUCUUGUAUCCUGAACAAGGUCAGAAGUGCAUCGCAACAAUGGCAAGAACCAAGCAGACGGCUCGUAAAUCUACCGGAGGCAAAGCCCCGAGGAAGCAGCUCGCCACCAAAGCCGCCCGUAAGAGCGCUCCAGCCACCGGCGGCGUCAAGAAGCCUCACCGCUACAGGCCCGGCACCGUGGCUCUGCGAGAGAUCCGUCGCUACCAGAAGUCCACCGAGCUGCUGAUCCGCAAGCUUCCCUUCCAGCGUCUGGUGCGAGAGAUCGCUCAGGACUUCAAGACGGACCUGCGCUUCCAGAGCUCCGCCGUCAUGGCCCUGCAGGAGUCCAGCGAGGCUUAUCUGGUCGGUCUGUUCGAGGACACCAACCUGUGCGCCAUCCACGCCAAGAGAGUCACCAUCAUGCCCAAAGACAUCCAGCUGGCCCGCCGCAUCCGUGGAGAGCGCGCUUAAACGCCUGAUUUCACAAGCCUCGUAACCCAACCCAAAGGCUCUUUUAAGAGCCA